Peronospora belbahrii is the source of this 1602-nucleotide messenger RNA. NCBI's taxonomy places the organism in Eukaryota, Oomycota, Peronosporomycetes, Peronosporales, Peronosporaceae. The record is from the annotation of a GenBank genome assembly.
AUGGUGCGACUGGCAACAGAGUCAACGCAGAUCGAGGAGGCUAUUGUGGCUGUGCAAAAUGGCUCCAUGCCUCUUCGAAAAGCUGCACGUACGUUCGACGUACCACGUACUACGCUGCAGCGUCGAGUACAACGUCGGAUGCAGUGUCGAACGUCGGAAGUUUCAGGUUUUUCUGCCUUGGAGCCAGCGGCGGUGAAGCAAGAGGUUUCUACUAUGGUAGCCACUGACAAGCACGUUCAAAGUGAUACAAGCAGUGAAGACCAUACGGAACGCAAGAUGUCAAGGCUUCAGGAGGUCAAUAAGAUCGGAUACAAGCGUUCAGCGAGUCAGUUGGAGAUGCAUAGUCAAGGGCCACGUAAGAUCAUUAGUUGCAAGAUUCGAAUGCUGUGUACGGCUGCUGGAAGCGCGUUGGAUGAACUGAGCAACGAAAUGAUUAAAGAGGGAAAUUGCAUUUACAAAUUAGGAUUGGGACAGUCGCCGUUUCCGAUUCCGCAAUGCAUUGUCGAUGAAUUGCGUGCCAAUUCGCACCAGAGAGACUAUUUACCAGUUGCAGGGCUACCCGAGUUGUGCGAUGACAUUGCUGCAUGGGGAACGGAUAGGCUGCACAUCAAGUACUCACGAGAUGAUGUUUUGGUUGGCCCUGGAACGAAAGAGUUACUGUUUGUCCUGCAGACAGUGUACUAUGGAGAUCUGCUGCUGCCUAACCCGAGCUGUACAAGUUACGCACCACAGGCUGCGAUAGCUGGAAGAAAUAUGAUGUGGCUACCAACUCAUGCCGAGGACCACUUCGUCCUUCGCCCAGAAGUGCUCGAAACGCAUUGCGCCAAAGACCCAGAUGCUCCUCGGAUUCUCAUUUUAAACAGUCCAUCAAAUCCUACUGGUUGCGCGUACCAGGCCGACGAGUUGGAGGCUCUUGCAAAGGUUGCAAGAAAGUACCGAGUUCUUGUCGUCUCAGACGAAAUCUAUUCGGAGCUGCAUCAUUUUGGCACACAUCUUUCGCUUUCCAAGUAUUACCCUGAAGGGACCAUUGUUUCAGGAGGGUUAAGUAAGUGGUGUGGUGCCGGUGGAUGGCUUGCUUCGCCCAUCCAGUAUGCUGCUCGAAGAGCGUUCGUUCUCGGCUGUGUAGAGCUCGCCUCGUACAAGCGCAAAUGCCAGAAGACGCUGCAGCUUGUCGGCCGAUGGUUUGCUUACCAGCUGCAGAAGAUGGACGUCGAGGUACAAGUUCCGGAGGCAGGAUUCUAUCUGUUCCCGUGCUUCCGACGGCAUCGCAAGGCGCUCGCGUUACGAGGCAUCGUCACUGACGAACAGCUGUGCGCGCAAUUAUUGCAGGAAACGGGUGUGGCAAUCUUACCGGGCUCGGCCUUCGGUCGUGCACCGGAGGAGCUCUUUGCACGGUUAGCGGUCGUGGACUUCAAAGGCGACCUCGCGCUCUAUCUGAUCGAUAGCAUGCAAGACAAUCCGUCCCUUGAGGCAAUUGAAGGUUUUAUUCAGUCAGUCUGUCCAAAUCUUGACAUUGCCAUUCGCAAGCUAGCAGCGUGGAUUGCUGUUGCUCGGCCUUCUGCCGCGUCAGCAACAGCCAGCGCCCCAAACGCUGCAUUCUAG